UAAAAAUAUGGCUUAUCUCUGGUAUUGGAAAGAUGACGUGAAUGUCGAAAACAUUGGUGAACUUGCAAUAGCUUGUAACUGGCAGUAAAAGUGCCGGACCUUUCGGCUGGCUACAGAUAGGUGUACAUAUUCUGACCAGUGUUAGUGUGCCAUUUCUUUUAGUACAGUAUAAAGAUAAAUGCUUGCGCAGCUGUGAAGCUACGGGGGAGUUGUUACGGGACGUUAAAGUGAUUAAUUAUUUUUUUGCCAAACCUAGUCAUCACAACUGUACCCUGACACCCCACUACUAAAUACGAAAGUCCAAAGCAACACCCUUCCAUAAUCUGACUGGAAGCUCGGCGGUCUUCGAUUAGCAAGAAGAACGAAUAUCGCAUUGGAUUUCAGUGAAGAUGCAUCGACGUUAGCCACAGUCACACGGUUUCCGAGAAAAGGCCGCGUCUUAAGCUUGCUCAGCCACAUCAUCACAUUGAGGUACUGUAAAACAUCCUGUCUUCAAAGGAAGGGAUCAGCGUGUGAAUCAUCGACUAAGUUAGCAGCAAGAUUUAGUUGCGACGGGUCAUGAUGGCCGUCAGUAGUCAAUGGCCUAUGAGUCUGUCGGUGACAUUGCUGACGAGCGCGGGGUUACUGAGCCUUAGCAGCGUAAUCGAAGCCGCUCCACGGUUCCACGAUGAUAGGCCGAACCUUAGCACAUCUGCGAUCAUUCAAACGCUCGGAAAUGUUUUUCGUCUACCUGAAAUACUCGGCGGCCGCAUCAAUGCCGAUAGUGAUGUUCGAUUCGGUUUGGCUUCAGCGCCUGAAGAUCCGCUCGUUGACGUAGUAGAGAGAUUUGAGCCAUCGGGUUCGCGAGGUGCGCGACUCUUCAACGAUGAGGAAUACGGUGAUAUCGCCGGGCCCUCGCCCACUCGAUUCGCUGAAGACUACGGCGAUGGUUUCAAGCGGAUCCGCCAUCAUCCUCGGGACAGUCUUGAACGACGAGAUUUUUUGGGUUUUUCAGACCACCAGGGUCGCUCGGACGACGUGCCGUCGGUGCCUCCUCGUAUGAAGCAAAUUAACCGCAAGACUCAAAAGCUCAAGGGGGUCGACGACGGACCUAUAGACAAAACAGAUUUCAUCGGCCUUACCAGGCACACGUUUAGCCCCGGCAAGAAUUAGGAAAAUUUCGACCAAUCUUAAGGCAAUGUGUAGCGUUCUUUUACAUGCCAAUAAGGUAUGACUUUUUCUUUUUACCAUUUUUAUGCAUAAACUUAUUCGCUUGUACUCACCUGUGCUUACUGUAACAUCAACAUUUGUAUGGUAAGCACUGUGUGUCACAGUGCUUACCAUACAAAUGUUGAUGAGUUAGGUUUUUAAGUCGUAAACAUCUGACGUGUCAGCCGUGUUUUCACGGAAGGAAGAGCAUGUUCGUAGCUUUCGUGAAAGGGAAAGCGAACAUUUUUUUUAAUAUUACCUUUUUUAAUUUUGCAGUUUCGAAACAACUCUAUGUUAAUAAAUAUUUAAUUACGCUCUAAUCGUAGAGAGGUGACACAAUUCUAUUUAUUGCAUAUGCGAUUAUAGUAUCACGCUGAGUCAAGGAUGAGGCGGAAUUUACUAAGCACAUUUUAACAGAGAUCUCUGUCGAACAACGCUGAGUAGCAGCUUGGCCAGCUGAGCCUCUGACUGGAAAAGACAUGGGUUACUAAUUCAAGCCCCGCAAAUCGAUACUAUUGGAUAAAGGGACAAUACCGGCUUUAAACGUGGACGAAUCGCU
Molecule: messenger RNA, 1747 nt
Organism: Varroa destructor (honeybee mite)
Lineage: Eukaryota; Metazoa; Arthropoda; Arachnida; Mesostigmata; Varroidae
Source: RefSeq, a predicted model, not a curated record